GGCAUACUAGGGAGUUGGAAGUAGGUGGAGGAAGUUCCUCCAAAAAUGUGCUCACUUGUGAGAUGAUUAAGAAAGAGGAAGAGAGAGAUGAAUCCAUGGCAAAACUUGUCACCCAAAUGGACCUUCUUACAAAACAUGUCAUGGGUGGUGGAAGCAAAAUGGUGAAUGCGGUAGGAUCUUGUGAAGGGGGUUCUGUGGAUGAGCAAUGUUUCCAAAUGUAUGAUGAGGAGGCAAGUUAUAUCAACAAUCAAAGGGAGGGCUCCCGGCCAAACUACCAAGGUCUUAAUCAAGGAUCUUGGCGGCAAGGUCAAGGGAAUCAAGGUUGGAACAAGGAUCAAGGUAACUCGAGUUGGAGAGAUAAUCGCGACAACAAUCAAGGGGGUUACAACAACAACUACAACAAUCAUCGGAGUUCAAAUCCGUAUGUCCCUCCAAAGGGGAAUCAACAAAACUCUAGUCAACCGCCUACUAGCGACCCCGCUAGUUCAAAAAUCGAAGAUAUGUUGUCAAGAGUGUUGAAGAAAGUGGAAUCCACCGAUACCUUUUGCAAGGAGACAAGAGAUGAAGUGAAAUCAAUGGGGCAAGUUGUAAGUUUGCACUCUACCUCCAUUAAAAAAUUAGAGUCUCAACUUGGCCAAAUCUCGGCUAUCCUCAACCAAAGGCAAAAAGGCACACUCCCUAGUGAUACGGUUGCAAAUCCAAGGAAUGAUGGUGAUCAUAAAUGCAAUGCAAUCACUACUAGGAGUGGCAAAACAAUUGGGGAAGAGGCAUUGGUGAAAGAUGAUGUGGUGGUUGAUGAUGAGAAAAAUAGUUGAAGAACCCAUCGUUGUUGAGGAAGAAGUGACUCCAAAGAAGAAGCGGGAUAGUAUUGAAAAGCCCAUUAUUGUGGAAGACGGUCCGGAAAUUGAAAAAGCUUCAAAAGGCAAGGAAGCGGUAGAGGAGGUGCCAAGGGCUUCACCGCCCGUUCCAAAGCCUCCUCCUCCAUUUCCUCAACGAUUGGCAAAAAAAGCGGAUGAUGAAAAAUUUCUCAAGUUUAUAGAGAGAUUGAAAGGGCUUUCAAUUAACAUUCCCUUGGUGGAAGCACUUGAACAAAUGCCCGAUUAUGCCAAAUUCAUGAAAGAUCUUGUAACCAAGAGGAGGCAUGCUAGUUUUGAAACGAUGGGAGUUACACAUCAUUGUAGCUCUAUUGUGACAAAGGCCUUGGUUCAAAAGAAAGAAGAUCCGGGAGCUUUCACCAUCCCUUGCACAAUUGGCAUGUAUAAAUUUGGCAAAGCACUAUGUGAUCUUGGAGCAAGCAUUAACUUGACCCCGCUUGCUAUUUUUAACAAGUUGGGUUUGGGCACUCCCCGACCCACAACAAUGAGAUUACUAAUGGCGGAUAGAACCGUGAAGAGACCGGUUGGUAUCCUCUAUGAUGUGCUUGUGAGAGUUGAUCGAUUCAUUUUUCCGGCCGAUUUUGUGAUCUUGGAUUGUGAAGUUGAUUUCAAGGUGCCCAUAAUCUUGGGGAGACCUUUCUUGUCCACGGGGCAUGCUCUUGUAGAUGUGGAGAGGGGUGACCUAAAAUUUAGAAUGAAUGAUGAAGAAGUCACUUUCCAUAUUUGCAAGUCAAUGAAACAACCGACGGAUAUGAGUGUUGUGUCGGUUAUUGAUACAAUUGAUGAAGCCAUGGAUACAACCGUUGAGCAUGAGCAUGUGGGUGAUAUGUUGGCGGCGGUGAUAAUGAACUAUGAGGGGGAAGAUAAAGAAGAGUUCGAGGAGACGGUUAAUGCAUUGAUUGGGUUGGGGUCAUACCAUUACAAUCCAAAGAAGCUUGAUCUUGAUUUAGAAAACUGAGCAACUCCUCCCGCAAAGCCUUCUAUUAUUGAGCCUCCUACUUUGGAACUCAAACCUCUUCCUUCACACUUGAGGUAUGAAUUCCUUGGUCCUAACAACACAUUGCCCGUGAUUAUUUCCGCCCGGUUGACGGAUGAACAACGAGAAAGGUUGUUAGUAAUCUUGAGAAGAUACAAAAAAGCUAUUGGUUGGUGUAUUGCGGAUAUCCAAGGGAUUUCGCUCGGUAUUUGUACUCAUAAAAUUCAACUUGAUGAAGAAUGUGAGCUAAGUGUUGAACAUCAAAGGAGGUUGAAUCCUCCUAUGCAAGAGGUUGUGAAGAUCGAAAUCAUCAAGUGGUUAGAUGCCGGUGUUGUGUACCCUAUAUCGGAUAGCUCUUGGGUUAGUCCGGUUCAAUGCGUGCCCAAAAAGGGUGGAAUCACCGUGGUUGCAAAUGCUAAAAAUGAAUUGAUUCCCACUCGCAUGGUCAUCGGAUGGCGGGUUUGCAUGGAUUAUCGGAAGUUGAACAAGUGGACAAAAAAGGACCACUUCCCAAUGCCAUUCAUGGAUCAAAUGCUUGAUAGGCUUGCGGGAAGGGAUUAUUAUUGCUUUCUUGAUGGCUAUUCCGGGUACAACCAAAUCACCAUUGCCCCCGAGGAUCAAGAGAA
Molecule: messenger RNA, 2477 nt
Organism: Lycium ferocissimum
Lineage: Eukaryota; Viridiplantae; Streptophyta; Magnoliopsida; Solanales; Solanaceae
Exons: 1
Coding region: 781-1833 (350 amino acids)
Source: RefSeq, a predicted model, not a curated record